Fusarium mangiferae is the source of this 282-nucleotide messenger RNA. RefSeq lists its product as uncharacterized. The transcript is spliced from 2 exons. The record is from RefSeq and is a predicted model, not a curated record. Bases 1 to 282 code for a protein of 93 amino acids. NCBI's taxonomy places the organism in Eukaryota, Fungi, Ascomycota, Sordariomycetes, Hypocreales, Nectriaceae.
AUGCCUGUCUCCAACCUCUGCAAGGUCGCUCUCGUUGAUGUCAAGGCCUCUACCAUCAUCAACACUCCUGUCGACAUGGCCAACCCCAAGUGCUCCUGCCACUGCGGUUGCAACAACGUCGUCACAUUUUCCGGAGGGAACCUUUGUGAGCCCUGCAACGAUAACCACAACCAAUUCGACGCAGUGGACUCCCAAACGGGCACCAAAGUCCCUGAAAGCCAGUCUCUUGGAAGCGCUUCCGCUCAUAUCCGUGAAUUUUCCAUCAAAGAGGUUGUUGACUAG